Cannabis sativa is the source of this 2219-nucleotide messenger RNA. RefSeq lists its product as uncharacterized. Gene Ontology annotation, molecular function: cysteine-type peptidase activity. Gene Ontology annotation, biological process: proteolysis. The transcript has 4 exons. Bases 450 to 1466 code for a protein of 338 amino acids. The record is from RefSeq and is a predicted model, not a curated record. Lineage: Eukaryota; Viridiplantae; Streptophyta; Magnoliopsida; Rosales; Cannabaceae.
UGAAUCCAUCUGAGGCUGUUGGAGGGAGUGAUAAAAAUGUUAAGGAUGUUGAGAAGCUGAAGGGCGAUGAGUCUCGAUUGAAGGGGGACGAUUUCUUUGAUGGGUUGAGCCAGCUUGAAAUAGAUGAUGAUCAAGUUGUGUUGGCUGGCUUGGAGGCUGUUGGUAAAAUCCAUGUAAGUUUACUUUUAAUUGUUUUCAAGAAAACUAGGUUUCUUUUUGGUUGCUCAUUAGUUUCUAGUAUGUUUUGCAACUGUUUUAAUGCAUUCUUUCUUUUUUAGGUCCCCGCACCCAAUCCAGAUGUUGUUGGUGAAAAGUCAGAUGCCCUUCAUACUGAUGAAGAAACUGAGGACACUGUCUCUGAUACACCUCUGUUGGAUAAGAGGAAGCGUGCUCCGACCUUGAAAUCUCCAUUUGUUGAUUUCGGGUCUGCUGAUGUCGGGAGCACUCCAAUGGAGCUUAUGUCCUCAGGUUCUCAAUCAGCUUGGGAUGAUAGGGAUUUCAAAAUGGUGACUUAUGUGAAGGGCCUUUAUGCUCUUAAUGAUGCUUUUGCUGAUCCCGUAUCUACCGAGAUUGAGGCAAAAUUUGACGCUUGGAUUGGUGAAGGAUUGCUUAAACAUCCUAGGCAUUAUAAUUGUUAUGAAGACGGCGCAAAGAAAUUUACCCCGGGUUUUAGGCUAGGUGUUGAUUAUGUUGAGGAUAAAACUUGGUUUUAUCAUUUGGCCACAUGCGACAUGUUUAUGAACGACUCGCAUAUGAACACCAUAUUCUAUUACCUUCGGAAAAAAGGUAAAUAUUCUUCCGCUGUGACGUUGAAUUUCGCAACUACUGAUUGUCUGUUUGAUGAUUCCAUCCAAGCAUUGUACCACAAAUAUAACAAGGCCAAGUCAAUGAAGACUAAGAUGUCACACAUUCACGCUGCCCACCCAAUAGCGCAUUACAUCCGAGGUAUGCGCAUUCCCUGUUCCAAGCCUUGGUAUGAAGCCGAUCAUGUGCUAUUCAUCAUCAAUUUAAGAAGGGAAAGUCAUUGGGUUUUUGGGCAUCUUGACUUGAACGAAGGGACGUUGUUUCUGUACAAUUCUUUGAGGACCGCGAAGAUGAAUGCCGCAGCUAGGAAUGCGAUGAAGGCUUAUUCCGUGUUGCUGCCUUUGUUUUUCGAUUUACUUGGGUUCUGGAAGAAUAGAGCACAAGCUCCUGCCUCAGUUUCUGACCCUACAGCUCCAUUCAGAAUCGUGGAGCUUAGUGGUCUUGCGUCUCAGCAGAAGAAUGAUUGCGGGGCAUAUGUUGCUGCCUUUGCUGAAUUCUUUAUCCACGGAAAGGAUGUCCCUGCAGACUUUGACAUCGAAGUUUAUCGUACCCGACUUGCUUCACUUUUCUUCUCGUACGGCCAAAGGAAAAUUGACGAAAGCAUUGACAGCGAGGAUGAGAAGCAAAGCAAGUCUUCUAAGGCAUCUAAAUUGAAGAAAUAGGAUCUUUUAAUUUGGUGGCUCUUUUCUGUUAUUUGUUGAAUCUAUUAUUAGAUAAUUUUUAGUGUUGUUGUUUCAAUGUAGGUAUUAUAUUUGAUUUUAUACUAUGUACCUGGUUUAAAACUUUUAGGAUAUUUCACAUUUACUCCUUAUAAUAUCUUUAUUGUAUAGGUUUGUAUGUCCCAAAGUUGUUUGUUUUUUUUAAUUCUUCAAGUUCUUAUAUACGGUCGCACAACUAUGGAGAAACUAUUAACCAACUGAAUACAAACUAUGUUUUUAUUUUUCCUAAAUUGUGCUAUGAAUGUAUUUUUAUUCUUCGUAUUCCAUUAAUCCUUUUCCCUUUAUUCAAGUUAUGUUUUAUCAAUUAUUGACUGACUGCCUUUAAAACUGUAAAGAAGAAGUCAUUCCGGUACUUAAUAUUUUAGAAAGGGUCGCAACUGUAACAAAACGAUUUUGAAACUAUUAAAAAACUGUUUCAAAUUUCAUAAAAAUGAAAUCCCAUGUAUUUAGAACAUCACAGAUCAACCUGUUUGAAUUUGCACAUAAAAUUAAACAAUUCAAAUAUUUCAUAUGUAUCUAUUUUAUUGCUUGAUUGUUGCAUGUCUUUCGAUUGUGUCCGUGUUGUCCACAUUUGUUGCACCUGUUAUGUUUUUUUGUAUCCCAUUCAGAUAAAAACCUUUGUUUCCUUGGUCUUCCAGAUCUUAUUUUUUGGUUUGGUGGCAGAACAAUGAUAUCUUUUAUGUUUUGUUGCACAUC